Molecule: messenger RNA, 597 nt
Organism: Fusarium poae
Lineage: Eukaryota; Fungi; Ascomycota; Sordariomycetes; Hypocreales; Nectriaceae
Exons: 3
Coding region: 1-597 (198 amino acids)
Source: RefSeq, a predicted model, not a curated record
AUGCAAGCCGACACUUUUGGCGUUGUUGCAAAGUAUUUGCGAUGGUGCCUUGAAGGAAGUGAGGCAAGAGGUUUCGUUUCCAUCUCCUGCGAUUAUUACAAACUCCACCAAGAGCUGGGCGUUAUUGUCAACUACAAAGACCUUGCCAUGCGAGCCUAUAAGCUUAAUGAAGAAAUCGUGGGCAACUCGCUCCCUAAGCCUGACGAUACAUCACACACGGCCACAAGAUAUGCAGUCACAAAGUUUCUAGAUACUUUCAUCAACGCCAAACGUGCGCGAUUGAGCAUCAUUGAAGACAUGCAGAAGGCUGGCAAGAAAGGCAUGCCUGACGUAACGUCACCUACCGCGACACCGCCUAAGCUACUCGACAAGCUUAUGACCGCUACAGAAUACCACACUAGAAUGGAUACAGCGAAGAAUCUAGUAGCCCUCGAGAUGAUCAAGACACAUGAUCAUGAUGCGGGAUGCGGGAUGCGGGAUGCCUUGGCGGUUGGCGACGACACCCAAGACGAUGAAGACGAUGAAGACGGCGAGGAUGGCGAGGACGGCGAGGACGGCGAGGACGGCGAGGACGGCGAGGACGACGAGGAUGAGUGA